CUAAGACACAAGUAACAACAAUCAAGCAGAAAAUCAAAAUGAUUAUCAUUUAAUUCUCAAUGGAAAUAUUAUUUUAUCCAUGAGUUGCAAGCAAAUUUUUCAAAUUUUAAUUUUUUUUUCGAAAAAUAUCCUGAAUUCUAAUUGAUUUUUUUCCAAAAGUCUUUUUACAAUUAAAAUGCGAAUAUGCUUAGGCAAACAUCCAUUUGUGGGUUUAAUGCAAGUAAUAAACAUUUGUCAAUUAAAUUAAGGAAAAUGAAACAUUGUCCACGAAAAUGUUCAACAACAUACCAAAAUAUACAUUAUUUUCCCUUUACCUAACCGUUUCACUUUUGCCAAAGUGCAUUGUAAUCUACUUCGAGGACAGAAUCUUUAAAAGACAGAAAAGGAAAAUUAACAACCUUCGCCAACUUCAGUUGUGUUCUGAUCGCGAAAGUAUCAACAAGAUAGUGGAUAUUUCAGUGAGCAUUGUGAAGAUGCAUUAUAACAUGAUUAUUGGUGCUAGCGCUGUGUUGCUGCUAUUAGGCAUGCCUUGUGCCAACGGACUCCCAUUGUGGGAUUAUUUAACCGGAAUAAACACUAGCGAAGAUAGUUCGGCAACGACAGGGCUGAUCGAACCCCGGGAGGAUAAUGCAAAAUCUUUGGUACGGUACGACACUAUGGUUCCCGUUCUACAGGUCAUACUGACACCUAUCGGCCGGAUGGUGUGGCCCCGCGUUGAGCAAUGGUUCUCUGGACUGUUCGGGGCGUAUCUGGAUAGUGCAAAUAGAGCCAUCGACACACUCUCGCAGUACGCAACGGAAAAUAUAUCCUUCCAGACAGGCGAUGUGUAUUACACUAAGAAUGAUAUGAUUGAUGGACACGGACACCAGUCUUUGAUUAUUACUCUACCAUCAGGAAGAACCAUAACUGUGCUGACUUUCAAAUCCAAAAGUAAAUUCAAUAUAUUGGAUGAGUUUCCACAGCUAUCCGAGGCACAAAACGAGGUUAGAGAGUUGAACUGAAGCAUAUGGCAAAAGAUGCGCAUAGAUAGUAUCAAACAGUAAAAGCUAUUUAUUUCUAUAGUAACCACAUAAUAUUUAUUCACUAAUUUAAAAAUAAAAUGAUAUGAUUUUGAGCUA
Anopheles merus is the source of this 1118-nucleotide messenger RNA. RefSeq lists its product as uncharacterized. NCBI's taxonomy places the organism in Eukaryota, Metazoa, Arthropoda, Insecta, Diptera, Culicidae. The transcript has 4 exons. The record is from RefSeq and is a predicted model, not a curated record. Bases 273 to 1001 code for a protein of 242 amino acids.